AAAUAUACAAAAUUUCAAAAAUAAAAAUAUAAGAAGAAGACGAAGGUACCUUGUUUGAAGUUUGAAAAAACGAAACAUUUGUGAAGUAGACGAAAGUUUUGGUGAUUUUUCGUUGCCUUCCGCGUUGAACUUCUUCCCUUCCCCGCCACCUCUUCCGCCGUCCACGGCGGUUUCCGCCUUACUCCGACGGCCAAGCUCCGCGGAAGUUGCUAACUCUUCAUAGUCCUCUGGCAUCACAAUGAUGACACCGGAAUCAUUGGAGGAGUUGGAAAAACAUGCAAUCUCGGGUCAUCAUGUGAGGGGGAAUAGUGAAUAUGUUAGACUUGCCAUAUCGGAUGAACCGAGGGCUGUUGAAACUGAAAUGCUACAGCCUCUAGCAGACUCAAGAAUGAAAUCUUUCAUGUGGUGGAUUAAAGUCUUUUUAUGGUGCUUUAUCAUUGUUAUACUUGGUCUUGUUAUAUUGAAAUGGGGAGUGCCAUUUACUUUUGAAAAGGUCCUUUAUCCAAUCAUGGAGUGGGAAGCAACUACCUUUGGCCGUCCAGUUCUUGCCCUUGUACUUGUUGCUUCUCUGGCUUUAUUCCCAGUAUUUUUUAUCCCUUCUGGCCCUUCCAUGUGGUUGGCUGGGAUGAUUUUUGGUUAUGGCCUUGGCUUUGUUAUAAUAAUGAUUGGAACAACCAUUGGGAUGGUCCUCCCUUACUUAAUUGGACUAAUUUUCCGUGACCGCAUUCAUCAAUGGUUAAAGAGAUGGCCCAAGAAUGCUGCAAUGAUUAGGCUUGCUGGGGAAGGAAGCUGGUUCCAUCAAUUUCAAGUAGUUGCUCUAUUUAGAGUUUCACCUUUUCCAUAUACCAUAUUCAACUAUGCUGUAGUAGUGACAAAUAUGAGGUUUUGGCCGUACUUAUGUGGAUCAAUAGCAGGAAUGGUGCCAGAAGCUUUCAUUUACAUCUACAGUGGUCGAUUAAUAAGGACUUUGGCAGACGCACAGUAUGGGAAGCACCAAUUGACCACUGUGGAAAUCGUGUAUAACAUUAUUUCAUUUAUUGUUGCUGUUGUUACCACCAUUGCCUUCACUGUUUAUGCAAAAAGGACCUUAAAUGAACUCAAGAUUGCAGAGGCCAAUCAGGAAGCUGCCUCUGUAUCUGGGAGUGGUAAUCUUGAGAUGGAGAAAGGUUCCCAUUGAAAGGCCUCAUCAAAUUUCCCACGACAGUGUACAUUUAUGUAUAAAAAUUGGGUUAGGACUACAUGUACCAUAGUGUUUUUCACCCUCCCACUUAGGCCAUUUAUUGAUUAUUGGAAUGAGUAUGUAGGGUAGAAAAGUCUGCAAAUGCACCAAUCGGGUAAACAUGAUAAACGGCUGUUUAUAAUAAAUUGGAAAGAGCUUUACUAACGUUUUUUAUUUUUAUUUUUUAUAAAAUGAGAAAUUAACGAUA
Glycine soja is the source of this 1427-nucleotide messenger RNA. Its product is annotated as transmembrane protein 64-like. The transcript is spliced from 5 exons. The record is from RefSeq and is a predicted model, not a curated record. Bases 239 to 1177 code for a protein of 312 amino acids. Lineage: Eukaryota; Viridiplantae; Streptophyta; Magnoliopsida; Fabales; Fabaceae.